Molecule: messenger RNA, 1970 nt
Organism: Sciurus carolinensis (gray squirrel)
Lineage: Eukaryota; Metazoa; Chordata; Mammalia; Rodentia; Sciuridae
Gene: Inhbe
Product: inhibin subunit beta E
Exons: 2
Coding region: 233-1288 (351 amino acids)
Biological process (GO): BMP signaling pathway; SMAD protein signal transduction
Cellular component (GO): extracellular region
Molecular function (GO): cytokine activity; hormone activity; growth factor activity
Source: RefSeq, a predicted model, not a curated record
GUCAGUAGCCAGACAUGAACUGUGAGGGUCAAACAUAGCUACCCAUCGGACGAUCCACUUACAGCCUUCCUGAGUCCCAGGUCAUAGAAGACAGGUAGCCCUACCCUUGGUCAAGGGUAGCUGUGGCUCUGUUGUUUGGCGCUGCUGAGCCCUUAUUGGCCCCCAGGCAAUCAGACUUAAUAGACGAGCAACUGCCAUCCAAGCUUUUGACCCAGGGUCAUCCACCAGGAGCAUGGGGCUCCCAGAUGUCCAGCUCUGGUUGGUGCUGCUGUGGGUACUAAUAUGGGCACAGGGCACAAGAUCUGCAUGUCCCUCCUGUGAGAGCCCAACACUGGCACCUCAAGCAGAACGAGCUCUGGUCCUGGAGCUAGCCAAACAACAAAUCCUGGAGGGGCUUCACCUGACCAGUCGUCCUAGAAUAACUCAUCCUCCACCCCAGGCAGCGCUGACCAGAGCCCUUCGGAGACUACAGCCUGGGAGUGUGGCUCCAGGGAAUGGGGAGGAGGUCAUCAGCUUUGCUACCAUCACAGACUCCUCCACUUCAACCUGCAGCUCCAUGUUCACCUUCCACCUGUCCACUCUUCGGUCCUACUACCUGUACCGUGCCCGUCUUUGGCUGCAUGUGCUCCGAACCCUUCCUGGCAGUCUUUACCUGAGGAUCUUCCGAUGGGGCCCAAAGAGGAGGCGCAGAGGAUCCCGGGCCCUCCUGGUAGAGCACCAAAUCACUACCCCAGGCUGGCAUGCCCUGACUCUGCCCUCUAGUGGCUUCAGGGGUGAGGAAUCUGGUGUCUUGAAACUCCAAUUGGACUGCAGACCCCUAGAAGGCAACAACACAGUUACUGGAUCUCUGAGGUGGUUCCUGGACACAGUUGGACACCAGCAGCCCUUCCUGGAGCUUAAGAUUCGCAUCAAUGAGCCUGGAGCAGGCCGGGCCAGGAGGAGGACCCCCACCUGUGAGGCUGAAACCCCCUUAUGCUGUAGGCGAGACCAUUAUGUAAACUUCCAGGAACUGGGAUGGCAGGACUGGAUCCUGCAGCCUGAAGGUUACCAGCUGAAUUACUGCAGUGGGCAGUGCCCACCCCACCUGGCUGGCAGCCCUGGCAUUGCUGCCUCCUUCCAUUCUGCUGUCUUCAGCCUCCUAAAAGCCAACAAUCCUUGGCCCGAGGGUACUUCCUGUUGUGUCCCUACUGCCCGAAGGCCUCUCUCUAUCCUCUACCUUGACCAUAAUGGCAAUGUGGUCAAGACGGAUGUGCCAGAUAUGGUGGUGGAGGCCUGUGGCUGUAGCUAGCGAGAGGACCGGGACCUGGGGGUUCAGAUAGAAGAGAUCAAGUUGGGGGUUCUAAGUAAAGGGCAUCUGUGUCUGGAGGCAUCAGAUUUCCUGAUCCAUAUCUCCAUCCAACAGGCCACCUGGCAGUAUGACUGGGUUGACCCCUAUGUGACCCAAAUUCACACUUUCUUGUCCUAGACUUUGGCCUUUUUUUCAGGCUGGUUGAUAUGUGAGCAAAUGGGUAAAGUAUUUCCUCUAAAGAGGACUACCCAGACAGCAUGAUUUUCUACCCCAAUCUCUGCAAGAAGAUGGCAGGAGCUAGUAGGGGAGGGAGGGAAGGAGAAGGCAGAGAAAAAUCACUUAGUCUCUACCAAGAAGAGUAAGUCCUCAAGAAAGAGAAGGAGGAAGCAGAAGGUCCAGCAAGCUUGGGACAGGGCAAACAGGCUAGCCAAGGACAGGGAUUGCUGAGUGCUUUAAGGGAGGGUCAAGAGGGAGAUGAACAAGGUGCCAAAGGAGGGUGUUUAGGAGAACCCCAGAAAUGGGAAUCAGGAAAAAGGGAUGCUGAGCCUAAGAGUUCUCUGAUUUUCCCUGGGGAAACAAACAUUUAUUAUUAUUAUUAUUUUAUUAUUAUUAUUUUAUUAUUAUUAUUGUUAUGGGGAUUAAACCCAGGGGCACUUAACUACUAAGCCACAUCCUGAGCCCU